This is a messenger RNA of Brachypodium distachyon (stiff brome), 1849 nucleotides long. Its product is annotated as aldehyde oxidase GLOX. Bases 7 to 1698 code for a protein of 563 amino acids. Lineage: Eukaryota; Viridiplantae; Streptophyta; Magnoliopsida; Poales; Poaceae. The record is from RefSeq and is a predicted model, not a curated record. The transcript has a single exon.
CAGCCGAUGCCGAUGCCGACGCCCGUCCUCGAGCAGCCUCCGCCUCCGGCACCGGCGGGCGAGUGGCGUCUCCUGCACGCCAACAUCGGCGUGUCCGCCAUGCACAUGCAGCUCCUCCCUGACGACUUCGUCCUCAUGUUCGACCGCACCGACUCCGGCCCCUCCAACAUCUCCCUCUCCGGCGACUCCUCCCCCUGCUCCCCCCCAAACUCCCCCUCAAACUCCACAAACUCCACCGCCGCCGCCAUUAAGGACUGCACGGCGCACUCGGUGCUCCUGGACCUGCGCUCCAACGCGCUCCACCCGUACCCGCUGGCCACCAACCCCUGGUGCUCCUCCGCCGCGCUCCUCCCCAACGGCACGCUCCUCCAGACCGGCGGCUUCUCCGACGGUGACCGGACGGCCCGCCUCUUCUCCCCUUCCUCCGGCUGGAACGACCUCCCUUCCUCCCUCGCCGCCCGCCGCUGGUACGCCUCCGACCUCCUCCUCCCCGACGCCCGCGUGCUCGUCCUCGGCGGCCGCCGCCAGUUCAACUUCGAGUUCAUCCCCCCACUGUCGCCAUUGCCGACCUUCUUCCCGUUCCUGGACGAGACGACGGAGCCCGACGCCGAGAACAACCUCUACCCGUUCCUCCACCUGCUCCCCGACGCCACCGUCUUCGUCUUCGCCAACGACCGGGCAAUCGUCUUCAACCCCUACGACGACCUCCACAACCCGCUCUCCACCCGCCGCCUCCCGCCGAUCCCCGGCGGCGUGCCGCGGAACUACCCGUCCUCCGGCUCCUCCGUCCUCCUCCCCUUAAACCCCUCCUCCCCUUCCCACGCCGAGGUCCUCGUCUGCGGCGGCGCGCCGAGAGGCUCCUACCAGCAGGCGCUCAAGAAGAACGGCACCUUCCUCCCCGCCGACGCCACCUGCGGCCGCAUCGCCCCGACGGAUCCCAACCCGGCGUGGGCCAUGGAGGAGAUGCCGCUCCGUCGGGUCAUGGGCGACAUGGUGCUCCUCCCCACCGGCGACGUGCUCAUCAUCAACGGCGCCGCAUCCGGGACCGCCGGGUGGGAGCUGGCGAGGGACCCCGUGCUGUCCCCUGUCCUGUACAGACCAAACGUCGAACAGAUCGGGGGCGCGAGCAGGUUCGAGGUCAUGGCGGGCACGGCGACCCCGAGGAUGUACCACUCGGCGGCGGCGCUGGACACGUACGGCCGGGUGCUGGUCGGCGGGAGCAACCCGCACGUCGGGUACGCGUUCGCCGGCGUCGAGUUCCCCACGGAGCUCAGUUUGCAGGCGUUCCUGCCGCCGUAUUUGGAUCCCAGGAUGGAUCCCGUCAGGCCGCGGGUGGUGGCGGCGCCGGCGGAGGUCGGGUACGGGGAGGUCGCCGCGGUGCGGUUCGAGGUGCCCGGCGGGGAGCUGGUGGUGGUGGGUGGCAAUGAGCAGCAGCGGGAGCAGCAGGUGGUGGUGAGGGUGGCGGCGGUGGCGCCGGGGUUCGCGACGCACGCGUUCGGGAUGGGGCAGAGGGUGGUGGGACUGGCGGUGGGGAUGGUGGCGGAGGUGGGGGAAGGGAUUUAUGAGGCCGAGGUCGCCGCGCCGCCGUCGCCGGGCGUGGCGCCGCCCGGGUAUUACCUGUGGUUCGUCGUGCAUGCCGGCGUGCCCAGCGGUGCCGCCGCCUGGGUCCGCAUCCGCCCGCUCGGUGCCGCCACUUGAUGGUUAACGGGAAGAUGAUGUACGUCUGUGAUAAAGAUCAAAUAUAUAUACCGUACUCCCUCGUGUUCAUAAUAAUUCUUCUCUCAAAUUUGCUCAAAAUUAAAUAUAUCUAUUCUUUCAAAUUUGCUCAAAAUUAAAUAUAUUUAUUUUA